This is a messenger RNA of Physella acuta, 2250 nucleotides long. RefSeq names its product tyrosine-protein phosphatase 99A-like. Gene Ontology annotation, molecular function: scavenger receptor activity; protein tyrosine phosphatase activity. Gene Ontology annotation, biological process: protein dephosphorylation. Lineage: Eukaryota; Metazoa; Mollusca; Gastropoda; Physidae. The record is from RefSeq and is a predicted model, not a curated record.
AUGUCGGAAAUGGAAAUCAGUGUUGUUAUAGCUGGCAAGCACAUGAACUUUUGUGAAGUUGAGGUUAUUGGAGACUGCGAACAUGGAACCUACGGCCAGGAUUGUGACUUGAAAUGCAGCGUCAAAUGUGAGAAUCAGACCUGUCACAGCAUCACAGGCAGGUGUUUGAGUUGUCCCCCUGGAUGGCGGGGAGACUACUGUGAGCAGGAAUGCGAAAAAGGAACCUACGGCCAGGAAUGUGCCUUCAACUGCAGCGUCAAAUGUGAGAAUCAGACCUGUGACAGCAUCACAGGCCGGUGUUUAUGUUGUCCGCCUGGAUGGCGGGGAGACUGCUGUGAGCAGGACUGCGAACAUGGAACCUACGGCCAGGAAUGUGCCUUCAACUGCAGCGUCAAAUGUGAGAAUCAGACCUGUGACAGCAUCACAGGCCGGUGUUUGAGUUGUCCCCCUGGAUGGCGGGGAGACUACUGUGAGCAGGACUGCGAACAUGGAACCUACGGCCAGGAAUGUGCCUUCAACUGCAGCGUCAAAUGUGAUAAUCAGACCUGUGACAGCAUCACAGGCCGGUGUUUGAGAUGUCCCCCUGGAUGGCGGGGAGACUACUGUGAGCAGGAGUGUAUCGACACAAUUUUCGGGCCCAACUGCAAACAACAAUGCGACCCUGAUUGUGUGCCCGAGUCUACUGAGAUCAAACGCCUGUGUGACGCCAUCUGCGGAGAUAGUGUUUUAAGAAGCAAGAUUCUAGCUGACCCAAAUGCCGAGGAAAACAAGGAUGAUACAUAUAUACUGUAUUUACUGAUUGUGCUGCCCGCAUUACUUAUUGCAAUCCUGGUCAUCUUUAUAUUCAUACGCAGUAUUUAUAUUCCACAGUCUAUACCAACUGUGUAUGAUGGUGAAAAAGUUGAGAAAAAGUACACGGCUGGUACCUAUGACCAUGCAUGCAUCCACGUCACACCGUGGCCCGAGAAAAAGCCUGUCAAUUUGCUCAGCCUCUCAUUUCUGGCGUUGGCUAAAGAAGAAAUAAUAGUAUCACAAGGUCCGGUAGCUGCGACUGUGGUCGGCUUUCUCAAUCUGCUAUGGGACAAACAAGUUGUAAAAGUCGUCAUGAUUAGCACAGAGAAAAUCGAUAAUGAAUACAGCUAUUGGUCAAUGAAAGAUCAAAACAUUGAUUGCUAUAGAGUGAAGACGGUGAAAACAGAAGUUUUUCUAGAUUAUACUAUUCGGACUUUGGAAAUCACAAAAGACGACAACCCACCACGUCGUGUGACCCACUUCCAGUACACGGCAUGGCCAGAAGACGGGUCUGACCCGUGUAUGUGGAGUUUGGUUGACUUUGAACACAAGGUCUUCAUAAACACACUAGAAACUAUCACACUGGUGCAUUCUGGGACGGAUACAACGAGAAGCUCCGUGUUUAUAGCACUACACGAUUUGAUCCGUCAAGCCAAGCUGAACCAAGCCGUGGACUUUGUCGACACGGUCUCCAGACUCAGACACGACAUGCCCAACACGGUUCAAACCUUUGAGCAGUACAUGUUCCUGCACCACGCCGCGCAGGCUAGCGUCGCCUGUACAGGCAGCUACACACACAUCAGCGCCAUCUGUCUCAAACUACAUCUCAUGAGGAACCUCGUCGACGGGAAAAAUAAUUUUGAAAAUGAAUUCAAUAACCUGUUUAGUUUUGAGACACAACUUACUGGUGGUGUAGGGGACGUUACCCAAGAUCCAAAAAGUAAAAAUAGAUUCUUCAUUAUACCAGACAAAAAGUAUCAACCUCUUUUACAAGUGGAUUCCCCCGGAGAAGAGGGCUAUAUCAAUGCUGUCACAUUACCUAGCCUGUACACCCAGACCAAACAGUUUCUGACCCAGCUGCCCAUGCCCACUACGGUCAAUGAUUUCUGGAGACUGGUCACACAGUAUAACGUUUCCUUGAUUGUUGCUUUUAAAUCCUAUGAAAAGGACAAGUCUUUAGCUAUCUACUUACCUGAAGAACAAGGCCAGCCGUUACAAUGUGGGAACAUAGCUGUCAAUGUCGAGUCAGUAACAACAGCACCAACCUGGACAGAAAUGAAGCUUACCGUUAAGGGGAAACAAACGCAAGAAGUGACUCAUCUCACGUUUACAGAGCGUCAUAUCGAACCCAAAAAUCUCCUGCCGUUUGUUCAAUACGCGCGAUCGUUGAGAACUCCGGAUAAGUCAGUAGUUUACACGUGCAGGCAAGUGUUGGUUAUGCGUUUUAUUUAUUUAUAG